Messenger RNA from Anopheles cruzii, 679 nucleotides. RefSeq lists its product as uncharacterized. The record is from RefSeq and is a predicted model, not a curated record. The coding region runs from base 175 to 459 and encodes 94 amino acids. The transcript has 2 exons. NCBI's taxonomy places the organism in Eukaryota, Metazoa, Arthropoda, Insecta, Diptera, Culicidae.
AGCUCAACAAAAGCUGCAGUUUGUACGUUUGAGUUGCUUGCUUGAUCAGUGGCUUAUUUAUCCCAACAAUUCCGGUAACCAGCGAUGGUCAUUAUCAUAACUGGCCUCAACCAUCUAGUGCUUCCCUAAUGCUGCCCCCGGAACAACCGUUUCUACGACAAAACUCGUCAAAGGAUGGACCAUAAUUGCCCGCGACAAGGUGCAAUAACCCUAACCGGCCGCGAUCGUUUUUGGUUGAGUACGUUGCUGGGCGCGGCAUUUACUAUGGAAAGCGCGACGCAAGCCAUCUUACGAAGAGACCGAAAUUAUGUUGCCAUCCGGACAAAUGCAUGUACGAUCUGUACGCACAACAUUGAAACGGCGCAGCGGAUGGUGGUACUUUGUGGCCACACGUUUCAUAGGUUCUGUGUAGUGGUGUGGAUGCGCACGUACGGUUACUGUCCCGACUGCCCGCGAUAGGAUGUGGUGAUUAGCCCCCUACAAAGGGUCUACCAACCCUUUUUUCGUAUCGGAUAGUUUACAUAAAAUAACUAUUUUUAAAACUACAUGAAGCAAUGAGGGUAUGUUUUAGAAAAGAAAAUUCCCCGUAAGACUGCUCCGAGAUACGAUAAGCAAAUAAAAGGGAGCGAUAUUUUAAAAUGUUUUAGCCAAAUCGGUAAAAGUUAAGUGUUAAUCAGUA